Messenger RNA from Nothoprocta perdicaria, 2443 nucleotides. It is a transcript of the gene UBOX5, whose product is annotated as U-box domain containing 5. Gene Ontology annotation, cellular component: nucleus. Lineage: Eukaryota; Metazoa; Chordata; Aves; Tinamiformes; Tinamidae. Bases 863 to 2413 code for a protein of 516 amino acids. Gene Ontology annotation, biological process: protein polyubiquitination. The record is from RefSeq and is a predicted model, not a curated record. Gene Ontology annotation, molecular function: ubiquitin-ubiquitin ligase activity; ubiquitin protein ligase binding. The transcript has 5 exons.
GAAGUGCUCCCAAAAGGCAAUUUCAUUUCGACUGAACUAACACCCUCGGUAGGAAAUCACUCAAGGGGCUACUUGUUCCUGAAAGCAGCAGCAGGUUCCUGAUUUGUAAAGCUGCCCAAGGCAAUGACAUAUUUAAACUAAGGUUAACAUAAGGUUAAAACUCUCACCUUGCAGAAAAUUUCCUUCUUAAAAGGCAUCUGAUACAACCAAUUUGAGUCGUGUUCACUUGAGUUGCUGUAAUGAACUGUCAGAAGAACCAACUGGGUCUGUGGUCAGACACAGAUCAGCUGUCUCGGAGCUCCUCUGCUCCCUCACAGCUAUUAAAUACUAAUCAGUGAUGUUUGUAUUUAAUCUUAGCUUUCCUCUGCGCGUCCUGGAGCCCUCAACUCGCUACAUCAGUGGUGGCAGAGCCGAUUCCUCAUCCCAGGAGGCUCUGUCCGAGCUCAGCACCUCACACUGAGUCAUGUCCAAGACCUCCAGCUGCUGAGGGAGCAGAUAGACAAGUCUUAAUUACUGAUUAAGACAAGUCUUAAUUACUGAUUAAUCCAUAGGCAAGAAGCUUUUGGUGAGAAAAGCCUUUUCCAAACUCUGAUGUUUCUGCAAGGGCUCCCAUGUGAAUGUUUCUGUGCGGGUUUCUCUCAAUCCCAUGUCCUCACCGUAGGUUCUUAUGUCUCUCGGACACGGAUUUCGCCUCCCUGACUCAGAGCRUAGCCACGUUUUGGAACCACCAAACUCGUAGUUGGCCCCGGCUCUGAAACACGAGGCUCUUUCACCGUGUGCUGCCGUUCACUUCUUUUUAUUCUGCUUUUUCUUUACAAGCUGAAUCGGAUGCUCAGAAAGUGAGCUCUCUGCAGCUGCAAAGAUGGUAAUAAACGUCUGUCUCCCACAGUUCAAGCCGCGAAUUCACUGCAACAAGAUUUCUGCGGAUGGUUAUGAAGUGGAGAAUCUCAUCUCUGAAGACCUUGCCAGAAGGAACCGUGGCUUCCGCAGCGAGUACUUCAUCAAGCCGCCGGUCCACAUCACCAUCUCUUUUCCCUUCAACAUCGAGAUCUGCAGGAUCAAUAUCGACAUUUCCUCCGGAGGGUACCAAACCUUCACGGGCCUCGAAGUCUGCACCUCUACCUCAAGCAACAAAACGUCCUGGCAGAGCCCCGAGGGCCAGUCCUCGGGCCUGGCCGGUCAGCCCGUGUCGGACAAAGAGGCGUUCACGCUGGUGGACCGAGGCUUCAAGCCGAGGCCUCCCUUCCAUCARAUGGAAAACGUCCUCUCCUAUCCCGGCUCGGCAUCCCAGGACCUGUGGAACAAAGGGCCUGCCUCGCUCAGCAACGUGUCACACUUAAAGAUCUGCAUCACGCACGUGGCCGGCGGCGGGCUGCCCUGCGUGAGGCGGCUGGAGGUGUGGGGCCAGCCGGCCAAGUCGUGCCCGCAGGAGGUGGUCGAGGGCGUCUUCCAGGUGGCCUCCCAGUGCUCGGCCCAGGACGCCGGCGGCCCCAAGCCCGAGCCGUGGGCGCCCAUGGAGAGCGACUGCGCGCCCUUCGGCACCGGCGAGAGCGAGCGGCAGGCCCUGCGCCAGCUCGUCGACGCCGUCCAGGACGUCCCCGAGGAGUUUCUGGACCCCAUCACGCUGGAGAUCAUGACCUUGCCCAUGCUGCUGCCCUCGGGCAAGGUGAUCGACCAGAGCACCUUGGAGAAGUGCAACCGCAGCGAGGCGGCGUGGGGCAGGGUGCCCAGCGACCCGUUCACGGGGGUGGCCUUCAGCCAGCACUCGCAGCCCCUGCCUCACCCCACGCUCAAGGCCCGCAUCGACCAUUUCCUCCUGCAGCACAGCAUCCCCGGCACCAACCUGGUGGGCCGGGCGCGCGCCGCCGAGGCGCUCGCGCCUUCCUCCCUCGCCGGGGCCGCUCUCAAGAGGAAGAUGGACUGCAUGGAUCACAGCCCCGCGCAGCCGCCCCACUUCGCCGCCACAGACUUGCUUGUCGUGUCUACCUCAGAGAACAGUGCUAAAAAAAUGAAAACUGACACUGACUCCCACUUGAUCCAAAUGGACUGUUCAACAGAUCUGGUCUCCCACGAGCAGAGACUCUCGGACAGCCUGGACACGGCCCUGACCUCGGCGCUCAGCUCGAUGCCGUCGUUCACGGCGCGGCUGAUGCGGGGCCAGCAGAGCGAGGGCGGCUGCAGCAGCUCGUGGGGCAGCGUGCCGGAGCACGGGCGGAGCAGCCAGACGCCGGGAUGCGCCUCCUGCGGCAAGACUUUCUCCUCGUACUUCAAAGCGGAGCCCGUGUACCAGCUGCCCUGCGGCCACCUCCUGUGCCGGCCCUGCUUGGCCGAGAAGCAGAAGUCCCUCUCRAUACUGUGUGGGAACUGCAAGAGGUCGGUGGCCACCCACGACGUGCAGAGGGUUCACUUCUAAGCGGGCUCGGCCGCCGGCAGGACGGGAGCA